Molecule: messenger RNA, 7242 nt
Organism: Trichoderma reesei QM6a
Lineage: Eukaryota; Fungi; Ascomycota; Sordariomycetes; Hypocreales; Hypocreaceae
Exons: 5
Coding region: 1-7242 (2413 amino acids)
Biological process (GO): mRNA processing; mRNA export from nucleus
Cellular component (GO): THO complex part of transcription export complex
Molecular function (GO): mRNA binding
Source: RefSeq, a predicted model, not a curated record
AUGCCCGCGAAGCGAAAGCGACUUGAUCGAUCUUCAGGCGAAGGAGGCAGACCAUCGCCGCAUAAUCCGGGCGACGCAGCUCUUGCGCUCCACGAACGAGACGACAGCAUGAACCAAAUGAACCAGGGUCAGGGUCAGGGCCAAGGCAGAGGCCGAGGCCGGGGAGGCCAUCGGGGGGUCGAUCGGAGGAACUCGUCGCGCUCAGGGCCAGAGCCAGCCUCCCGCUUCGCGAAGGCCCAGCUCCUCCUCCCAGCCGACACCGCAGCCCUCUCCAGCACCUCGAGGAGCGCCCAACCCACCUCCAGAUCGAAGUAUCACUAUGAUAAUCUCACAGAGGAAAAGAUCCGGUCAUGGGCUGAACGAGGGCGUGAAGAGAUUGUUCGGCAUGGCGUGCAGUCGCGAGAAGACGUCGACAUCACGGAACUGUCCAGCUUGUUCCAGGAGUUUAUUUAUGCGGUUGUUGAGAACAGGCUGGAUGCCACAGAUGCUGGAACGUGUGUCAAGGAGAUUUUGGGGGACGAAACGACAGAGGUUACUAAGGAUUUCUAUGUCGCUCCUCACACGCUACUCCUCGACUCGCUGGCUAUUGUCAUGGACAACCAGCCCGAUUUAUACCGCCCGGCUCUUCGCAACUUCCUCAUUGCCACCGAAGUCUCUCCCGCGCUGAUGCGACAAGUGCUUGAUGCGCCUAUACUUCAGCAGCUUGGCCUCAUCAGAGAUACCUUUGCUAGACUUGGUGUCAGGCAGGCGACAAACCUGUUGUACCGUCAAGCAAACUACAACCUUUUACGAGAGGAGACGGAGGGAUACUCAAAGCUCGUCACCGAAAUCUUCACAACGAGCAGCAUACCGUCACCGUCGCCGGAUCUUGCAGAACAGACGUUUGAGAGGGUCAAGGCUCUGAUUGGAACAUUCGACCUGGACGUCGGGCGAGUCCUCGACGUCACUCUCGAUGUUGCUGCUGCCGUUCUCAUAAAGCAGUUCAAGUUCUUCGUCAAGUUCCUGCGAAUCAGCUCUUGGUGGCCGCGCUCGCAUCUUAUCCUCAGCUCCUCGGCCCAUGCCGUCGGCGGCUUGCCAACCUGGGCUCAGCCGGAUUAUCCACAUUGGAACACGACCGCAGAAGACGAGGAGAUCAAUGCACAGCACAGACUUGCUCGAGACGUUGCCUUCUGGGCUCGAGCACGGGAGGUGCAUCUGGCAGCGUUCUUUGAACUCGGGGGCAGGGAGGUAUCUAAUCUGACGGCCUAUCGACCGAAGCUCGCCAACGGCAGCAACUCGAGCGAAUUACCUUCUGAUCUUGAUCAACAAUGGAUCGAAAUUACCAAAACCCUUCCGCCACCCGGCAACAAGGUUGCUGCGCAGCUUCUGGGCUUCAAGCUCCUCUUCUACUACAGCGAUCUGCGGGACCCGACCGAUGUUCUCCCCGCCAAUCUGCUCUACUUGGCGGCUCUCCUCAUCAAAGUCGGCUUCAUCUCCCUCGCCGACCUCUACCCUCACCUUUCACCCCCGGAUGAAGCGAUGGAGCGCGUUCGCGAGGAGCAGAUGAAGGUCCUAGAGAAGGAAGAGAGAGCGUCCCGGGGAGGCCCUAUGAAUGCGCUACUCAUGGCCGGCGUUCUUCCCCAAGGCGACGACGAUAACCCUGUGUCUUCCAACGUCCCCCGACGAGAACUACCGAAAAAGGUGGAACCCGAGCAGAAGCCAGCCACCACAGAAGCGGCCGAGGACAAGAAGCCUCUCCCGGAGCCCAUGGAGCAGAAAGUGAGGCUCCUCGACCAGCUUCUCACCAUUGGCGCCAUCCCAGAGUCGUUGUUUAUCCUUGGGAAGUUCCCGUGGAUUCCAGAGACGUUCCCAGACAUUCUAUCCCGAAUUCACCGCAUAUUACAUGUCUCGAUGGAGAAGGUAUUCAGCGAAAGCCGCCCAAGGCCUGUUGGUAGCGCCGAAUGUCCAGCCAAGGAGAUAUUUUCUGCAGACCAAACGGGUGUCGCCAAAGGCAGUGUCCGGCUCGUCAGGCCGCCCGUCAAGAAGAUAUGGCGGUGGCCCUAUCCUGACAAGUUUGACACGAACGAAAGCCAGAAUUAUCGAUUCUACUGGGACGAAUGGGCCGAUAACAUCCCCGUCUGUCAAACCGUGGACGAUAUCUUUACCCUCUGCAACACCUUCCUCAACAUCUCCGGUGUCAAUAUCGGCAAAGACGAAACUCUGCUUUCCAAGCUGGCCAGUAUUGGAGCAAAAAGCUUGACCGAGGAUACAUCCGAGUCGAACUAUGCUCGCUGGCAUGACCUUCUACGCAGGCUCCUCGUGCCGGCGCUUAGCCACACCAAGGCCAAUGUGGCAGUGGUCAACGCAGUGUGGGAAUUACUCCGUCGAUAUCCGCUGACAACACGAUACUCGAUAUACGCGGAGUGGUUUGAGGGACAGAUCUCUCGGCUGCCGGCCAUGCGAUCGGCAUUUGCUCGUGCAACUGCAGAAACGCGAGGAACGAUGAAGCGGUUGUCUCUCACCAACAUCAGCGAGAUGGCCAAGCAGCUGGCCAAGACCAGUUAUUCUUCUCCUGGUAUCGUGUUCCGAGUUGCUUUCGAGCAGCUCGAGUCGUACCCGAACCUGAUCGAAGGCUUUGUCGAAUGCGCCAAAUACUUCACCGACCUCUCCUAUGACGUCCUGGUCUGGUCUCUGAUGAAUUCCCUGGGCAAAUCCCGAAGCCGCACACAGGCCGAGCAUGCCCUCACGACAAGCAAGUGGCUUCAGGCCCUCUCGAGGUUCUCUGGCAAAAUCUUCAAACGCUACUCGGCCAUCAAUCCUAUUCCCGUUCUCCAAUACGUUAAUGACCAACUCCAGCGCGGCAAUUCAACCGAUCUGAUCAUUCUGAAAGAGUUCGUCAAUUCCAUGGGCGGCAUCGUCGACUCUGUCGACUUCAACGACGCCCAGAUCCUAUCAAUGGCUGGCGGAGAACGACUGCGUCGUCAAACGCUGAUCCGUGGCCAGGAUAAACGCUUUGACAGUGUUAGGAGCUCAAAGCGACUCAUCCAGGCCCUCACGGACUCGAAGCUUGCCGCCCGGCUGCUUCUCAACCUCGCGCAGUAUCGCCAGUCAGCUAUAUACAAGGUCCCCGAAGACGAAGCUCACGUCAAGUACUUGUCGGCCCUGGUCGAUGAUUCCCAUCAGAUACUGGUGUUGUAUCUCGACUUCAUCUGGAGCAAUCUGGAACCUUCGGCAUUCGACGCUUUGGUCCCCUCCAUCAACGAGCUGAUUAGUUCCUACGGAUUGGACACAAGCAUCGCUUUCCUGAUUGGACGCGCCAGCCUGUCUCACCGACUGUAUCCUUGGGGUCAGAAGGAGGCAGAAACUGCAAAAGAGAACACUCAAUCUACGCAACAGGAGGCUACUGACAAGGAGGGAGAUGUAUCUAUGAGCGAUGAGCCCAAGGAUAAAUCGGGUGUGGCUGCUUCUACAAACGAUGAGCAGGUGGGAACUGAUAAUCCUUCAACUGGCCCGCGUGCCGCAGCUGAUACGAAACACAAGCAGAAAUCGGACGAUGCGACGUUGACGCUCGCGCCUCUGCAACCCAUUGUCGAGGUGCUCAAACAGACCGUGCGGCCCGAGGUCUGGCAAAAGAUCAACCCUGAACUCUAUGCUGUCUUUUGGGCCCUGCAGCUCGGCGAUGUUUUCUGCCCCGAGGAAAUGUACAAGGAAGAAAAAGACCGUCUCGAGAGCGAAGGUCAAGCCAUCCUCAGGGAUCGAUCGGACAUGUCUCGCAGAGGCCAAGAGCGAAAGAAUGAAAAGAGACAGGAACUCUUGAAACAGCAGCUCAGCCUCUCGAUGGAGCUCAAGGAACACCGCCAGCGAAAAGCGAAAUGGAUGGAGUGCUUGGCCGAGCAGGUCCAAUCGCUUUGUCCCGACCCCAAGAUCAAGCCCGAUAGCCUGUCAGACAUUCUUCUGGAGCAGUGCUUCCUCCCUAGGGCCCUUUUAUCGCCAGCAGACGCCGAGUAUACCUACAAGUUCAUCAUAAUGCUGCAUGAAUCGAGAGCGCCCAAUUUCAAGCUCAUGUCCCUCUACGAUCGACUCUUCAACGCCAACCGGCUGCGGUCUCUCGUCUUCACCAGCUCCGUCAGGGAGGCCGAGUACCUCGGCCGAUUCCUCAAGCUGAUCCUCCGAGACCUGUCCAGAUGGCACAAGAAUGAGCCGACUGAAAAGGGCAGGCCAAGCAAAGACCAGCCACGUCUGGGCGCAUACGACAAGGAAGGAAAGGGACCUAGUGACCGGCCAUAUCUCGGAUUCGCUGUCAGUCUCAAGGAGGACGGAGCACCGGAUACUUUGAUGGAGCACGCUCAGUUCAAAGAUCUCCUGUUCCGCUGGCAUAAGAACUUGAAUACAGCGCUCAAGAGUUGCUUGGCUGGGACGGAGUGGAUGCACAUCAGGAACGCCCUUACCGUUCUCAAGGCCGUCCUGGAUUACUUCCCUGCCAUUGAUUUCAUGGCCACCCAGUUCACCGCACAGCUUCAGAAGAUUACCAAGCAAGAAGCUGCAUCCAAGACAGCAGCCGAGAAUGAGGAGGGCCACAGAGUGGACUUGUCUGUGGCCGCCCAGGGAGCCAUGUCGGAGUUGCAGAAGCGAAAGUCGAAAUGGGUUAUGGUCCAGGCUUUCCGACCCAAUGCAGGCGGCGCUCCUCAAUCCGAUGCUGAUAAAUCGGCUGCGUCGAAUUUGCGUGCUACGGCUUCUGAUUUCCAGCCACAGACAACGAGACCCCCUACGGCUGAGAAAGAAGAUGGAGAAGUUCCAGAUGGAAAAGCCCAGCCAACCUCUGCCAUGUCAAAGGACACCUUACCUGUUAAGCCGUCCGGUCCUAAACGAGACGUCUCCAUGUCUCGAGAUGAUGGGCCUCCACGCUCAUCUACUCCCAUGGGCGGUCAAGGUUCAGGUCCUCAUGGUUCAAGAAACGACACUCGCCCCCACACUCUCCCCGACAGGCCCGCACACAACCUUCCCACGCGACCCGAUGUUCCUAUACCGAGCCACUUUACCCCAGAACGUUAUCCGCAGAGUCGAGGACAUGACCGUCGCGAUGCGAGAGACGGCAGGGAUAGUCACAGAGUGCGUGACAGCCGAGAUCCACGAGAGUCUUGGGAAAGUCGUGACCCUAGAGAGGGCAAAGACCACCGUGACACGAGGGAUCCUCGCGAAACCCGAGCUAUGGAGGUGGACAGACCUGAUCGCUCUCGCGAAUACCUGGACCGCCGUGGAAACGACAUGGCGCCCCGCGACGCUGGCCCGACAGACCUGCCGCCUCGCCCGAGACAACAGGAAAGAGAGUGGAUGCCAAGAGACUCCUGGACAAACAGACCCCAGGACCGAUUGGGCGACAUGCCCUCUCAGACACCUUCGGCUCCUCCCGGCCCUGCUGAUGCACCCGAGCCAGCCAUGAACCCCCAGAGGGCGGCAUUGUUCGCCCAGGAUGACGGGGACCGACCGCGACGAGGCCCGGAGCCAGAUCGAGGACCCCGCAGCCGACGACCCGGGCCGCAGGAUUCGAUGGAAUCGAUCAACCCGGAGCGCGCUGCAUUGAUUGACGAACGCGAUGAUGCUGCGCAUGGGCGGUUGAGAGAAGACGUUCGAGAGAGAGGAGGACCUAGGGCGCAGUCUCCUCGGCGCAGCGGCGGACGAUAUGGGCACGAGCAUGGACCCCCGUCUGGACCCUACGAGGAUCGGCACGGGCACCCCUUCCCGCAAGAUGUCAUGCGGCCUACCGGACGAACUGCCCGCGAACGUUCACCACCCGGUGGAGAGAGCUAUCGCGGCAGCAAGGGCAUGGAGCGCGACGGGGAGAGAGCCCAUAUGGACAAGAUGCGGGAUGCCUCUUCUUCUUCAGGCUUCCACAGAUCAGCGCUCGGACAGGAGGUAGAGCACAGGCCUCCUUAUCAAGAUCAAAACUACGGACGGCUCAAUCCGGUGCCAGCCGCUACUAGUACUCCGGAUAUUCCUCUCGGUCCCCGUGGGCGAGGCCGGGGUACAGCAAGGAACAAUCCACCAGGGCCGCUUCCCGCGAUGCCAAGUCGGCCCGACAGUCGAUAUGGAGUUUCCGAGGCGUCUCGACCACCCUCGCAAGAAAGGCACCCCCCUUCAGGUCCUGCAUCCGGCCGUGGCCGUCGUGGCUAUGAGCCCGGCGGUAACAGCACUGGGCCGUCGGCAGCUCCCUCUGGAGCUCCAGGCGGACCACAUCCCGAUAGGAUGAGGAACUUUGGCGGCGGCGGCGGCGGCGGCGGCGCACAGGAGAAUACACCUGGUGGCCAAGGCCAAGGCAGCAGCACAGCGGCAUCGUCUGGAGUGCACCCCGAUCGACUUGCGCAAAUGGGCGGCCCCGGAUCCAACGCUCCGCCACCGCCUCCCCCACCUCCAGGACCUCCGCCGUAUGGGCAUGGCAACGGACCCGUGCGUCACUCCAUGUCUUCCUCUGGCAAUGACAGGCCGGGACCUAGGUCGUCCGCCGGCGCUCUCCCGUUGGAGCCUGCUGUGCCUACUGGCCCUGCUUCCUCUGGCGACAGGUCGUCAAGAUCUGGUGGCGGGAGAAGACAGCUGGCAGGCAUCAAUAACAUGCUUCAGCAGGCUCAGGCGGCCAUGCCGAAUGAAGGACGCCCAAGCGGCCCCCGUGUCAACCCUCCCCGACAGAUGCUCGGCCACUCGGACGCUCAAGUUUUGGCGGGAGGAGACAUGACGCCAUCCGUGCCUGACCGCUCAGAUGCACAGUGGCAUGAAUCAUCAGCCCGGAGCGGUCCCCCGAAUGGGGAUGACGGGCCAGGGCGUGGAGAGCACGACCGGAGCCGACGAGAUCGCGGCGAUGGCCGAAACGACCGAUCCAAGCGGUCAUCGCGCCGAAGCAGCCGCGAACGAGAGAGAGACGGCAAGGAGCACAGCGAGCACCGUGAUCGACGAUCCAUGGCUGGUGGUGUAGAGGGCGCGACCCGAGAGGAUAGGGAUGCUCGCAGGUCGGCCCGAGAUGGCGGAUCGAGAGACGCACCAGCAGCGCCGAGCAGCGGCCGCGAGUCGCGGCACAGGGGCGAGGGCGGAAUGGGAGCCAGGGGCGGGGACGAGCGCAGCGGCAACAGGAGCAACCGAGGGACGACGAGGGACGGAGCACAGCGUACGGAGGAGCAGCGGAGGGAGCAUAGAGAUGACCGAGGACGCAAGAGGAGAGGCGAAGAAGCCGACGGAGCCUUGUCAAGCGAUCGUGAGAAGCGAGCACGACGGUGA